Molecule: messenger RNA, 1602 nt
Organism: Symbiodinium pilosum
Lineage: Eukaryota; Dinophyceae; Suessiales; Symbiodiniaceae
Source: the annotation of a GenBank genome assembly
AUGUCGCAACACGUCACGGUCUCGGAAAUGUUCACGGAGCAUGAAGCCGACUUCAAUAGACUUUGCCAAGAGGCAGAUGAGUUCCUGGAGCGUGCCAGGAGUGAAUCUGCAUCAAAGCAUCUUGCUGAUGCUGACCGCCGUAUUUCCAAGGCUGAGCAGUCGGUGAAACAAAUGGAGCUGGAAGCAAGAGCAAUGCCACCAGAAGCUCGAGGGCCUGUACAGUCCAAGGUUCAGCAGUGCAGGCAAGCAUUGACAGAACGCCGCAAAGCGUCUGAAGCGACCGCAAGGAGCGCACUGUUUGAUGAUGCCCUUGGGAAGCCAGCACAUGAACACAUAGAUGACAUGAAUGCGUCAAUGUUGGAGUCAUCCCGGAAGCUGACGGAAGCCAAGCGCGCAGCUUUUGAAUCAGAACAGAUUGGCAUCGAUGUGAUGAGUGACUUGCGCCAGCAGAGAGAAGUUCUUGAAAGAAGCCGCGAUAACAUGGGCAAGGUGGGACAGAACUACAGCUCGGCUGGCCGAACACUUGAUAGCAUGCUCCGGAGAGCGGACCAGAACAAACGCAUGGUCUAUAUGAUCGCGGGGCUGAUGCUGGUGAUGCUUGUUGUGGCCGUCUACUUCAUGCUUCACAGCGGUCCUCAGGUCAGUGAGCAGGUUCUUCGCGAGACCUUUGGGCAAUGCGAUGCAAUCGAGCGUGUUCUCUUCCGGUCUUAUCAGGGGAGGACAGCAGAGUUCUUCGCACAGGUCGACUUCGCCUCUUCCAAGGGCGUCCUGGAGGCGCAUCAGAUGAGUGGCACCAAGGCGCCCAUCCGGCAGCCUGGUUUUGUCGGGACUUUCGGGCACAAGGAUCAGGAAAGCUGCGCCAGAGAACCUGUGUUCUGGCUCUUGCAGAUUUCCGUCAUGGACCCGGGCUCCAAAGACAUGGCCCGGAAACAGAUGCACAUGUGGCCCAGCCUGCCAGAUGUGGAAUGUCCAGCGGCCCUGGGAGACCGUGCAGGGGCGCUGGGACAGCUAAGGCCCGAGGACCAGGAGGAAGAAGCCGCAAACACGACUGUGUGGCUUGCAGCCAAUUUUUACAUCCAUUUCGGCUGGGAGAUCAGUUUGCUGAACUUCUUCGACUACGCAGAGUGGAAGGGAGGGUUCAAGUCCUGGAACCCAUUCUGCCAAGCUUUCUUCAGCUACGGGGACUACGACCGUCGUUACAAGCUGAAGCCGCCGGCCGAUUACCAAGGCACCAAGGCCAGCAUUGACAAGGUAGUCUUGGCGGUGGAGGUGCCUGCGGGAAUCAUUGACGGUGCGCUGUGCUGCUUCUGGCUGAAGGGCAUCCUGGAAAAUGCGUGGUAUAGAUACCCAGUGCAGCUUGUCGUCAGCGCGCUCCACGCUUUCGGGACUGUUGUCUUCUGGUCUGAUGAGCUGGUGCCUGGAUGGAUGAACUGGAUGAGAGGCAAAGGUUGGAAGUGGACCCACACGGAUGGGCCUAAGUCUAUCCACUGGUGGUGGGCAUUCAUCGGCACAAAUUUGGUUUGGGUGGUGGUCCCGAUGAUGUAUGCCAAAAGCGCUAUCGACGUCAUCAAGCCUGCGAUGCAAGCUGCGCUCAAGAAUUGA